Arachis ipaensis is the source of this 3245-nucleotide messenger RNA. Lineage: Eukaryota; Viridiplantae; Streptophyta; Magnoliopsida; Fabales; Fabaceae. The record is from RefSeq and is a predicted model, not a curated record.
AUCAUCUGUGCCUUCUCCCCAACAGCACCAGCCCUCCAAAGCUGUAUUCCGUACUACUAUCGUGUCACAGCUCCCACCUACAGUGUUUGUCUAUAUUGCCUCAUUUUUCCAUUCAUGUAUCAUGUUUCUCCCGGAACUAGGUUUUCUGCCAUUUUUCCCAGCUCAACCGCAGGGACCAUUAAAUGCCCUUAAUUUUGUUGACCUGUUUCCCUUUCUUAAUGCUGCAAUUUGUUCAAACCUAUAGGUUCCUGGUGAAAAGACCUUUUCCUACCAGCAAUAAGUAAAGCUACACUUCUUCUCCCUGCUGAAUAUUUAAUAUCAGAUUAUUUAACUAUAAUUUUUUUUGUUUCAUUAUUUGUUGUUACCCCUUUGGCCAUGUUAGAUCUUGAUUUCCACCGCCUUGAUUCGAGCUCAUCUAUUUGGGUUCCUUAGUUUUGGUAUUUAUUCAAUGGCAUUUAAUGACGACCUGUAUGUACUUUAAUUUCUCUUACCCUUUCUCCAAAGAGUGGGAUCGUUUUUCCCUUCAAAUUUUUCCUACGAGCCAGAGGGUACUACAUAGUCAUCCCUCAAUUUACCCUUAUCGCAAGCGAGCAAAGGUGAUAAACUCUGGCCCCUAUGUCAAUGAUUUACAUUUUUUUUUAUUUGUCCUACUGUUCGUAUUAUUAUUUUUUUAUUAAUGAACCCUCUUGUGUUAGCAUCUUAUUAAUGUAUUAAAUGUUAUUUGCUUUUAUAUUUAGGCAAUAAUAACUCAUCUAUCAGGAUCGGUGGGCCCACUUAUUUACCUAUUCACAUGACUGCUUAAUUUUAUUUAAUCAUUUGAUUAUAUGCUAUUCUCGGUUGGAUAUUGGGUGGUUUGAUGCAAUAUUUUUAAAAUCAUUUUAUGCUCCUUCCUUAGGUUUUUACUAUAAAUAACAAUCACUAUCCACGUUACCUACAGCUAUUAAAUAACAAAGUAAGAACUAUCGUUUUUCCAGCCCCGAUAUUCCACACCCUGCCCCGCCAUUCUCCACCAUUCCCUUGUUAUCAAGACUUUUUUAUUAAACUUUAUCAUGCCGUCACUUUCUUCUAUGAUCUACAAGUUUUUUUUUUUCGCAUUGGUGGACCAUGGGUGAGUUAAUAGAGUUCAACUUCUUGAACAUUUUUUGUGCAUGCACAUACGUAUAAUCUUACUAUUUUUUAACAUCUUUGGCUUAUUCUUUUACCAAACUAUGGAAGAAUCUAUUCCGUACGAAAAAUACUUAUAUGUUUCCUCACAUUUUGUACAGCUUGUGUAUUUGUCCACCUGCUGAGACUAAUAAGAAUGGGGAUCCAAACCCGGAUUUCUAUAGGCUUCUAUUUCUCGCACUGGACCCUAUCGCCGUACCUAUUACAACUGCCUUAGUCUGAUCUCUUAUUUUCAUUACGAAAUAUGCUGAUGGGGCUCAUGCUUCCCUAGGUUCCAGUGCCUUUUUCAUUUAUACUGCAAGACGAGUUCCAGUUUCCGGACCUUUUUAUCGUGCUUUUUUGCCACGAACUAGGUGAUUUUAUGAUGUUCAAAGACAACCAUAAAAAUGAGUAUCGCGUGAUAUUAGACAAGGUGGGGCACAGCGCCUUUUUCUCCGAUGGUUUUCGUUCCAUGGUUGCCGCCUAUAAUAUCAGGCACGGGGCUUGGUUAGCGCAUACUACCAAGGUGAUGGAACUCUAUGCAUUUCUAUAAGAAAUCUUGAUGGAACCCAGAUUAUUUAUCCAAGGUCACAAAGCAGUAGUAUCCCCACGAUUCCGAGGCUGAUUAAUAUGGAUCAACACGCUGGCGCCGUCUCUCGUGAUGUGUUUCGCACUGGUGACGUCAUCCCACCAUUUGCUCUCCCAUAUACUCCUCCACCGUCGCCUAAACUGCACAAUAGAAAUGGGAGUCCUGAUUAUCAGGCAAACACGCUUGGGUGUCCCAUUUAUUGUGCAUCCACUGCUUCCCGUACAAGUCAGAUUAUGCGCGCCGACAUUCUUUCACUGGUAGCCGCACGGAGUGAAUCGAUUAUGCCAGGAGUUAUGACUAUCACCAACACAAACUUCAAAACAAAGAUACUGGUGAAUGCUGAUCUUGAGGUGGUUAAGAAGUUCUGUCAAAAGCUCAUUGGACUUGGCCACAAGCAGACAACCAACUUAAAGGUCAUUGGGUGUGUAGUCAGGCCCUUUCCAUUUGAAGAUUUUCACGUUUACACGAUAUGCAUCAAUUUCUCAUAUCAAGGAUACCAUCAAGGUUCUGUAUUCAAGUGCGUGUCCUUGAUGAUACAAAUACAGCAACUUUUGUGCUGUUUGAAAAUGUUGCCUCUAAGUUCCUCGGUUUCCCUGCCGCUGACCUCCGCUGCGAAGCGGUCACUAAGGUGGAUGCCCUGCAUCUUUUUUUCUUAGAAUUCCUUAUUAUGUUGCCUGUUAAGGAAUAAAGUUAUUAUUAUUUCAAGUGAAUGGUUAUGGCAUGGAUGAGUUUCCUCAAGAACUAAAUGCACUUGUGGGAAAGACUCUCCUAUUCAAGCUGACCGCUAGGCUGGACAGCAUAACCAAAUUUCAAUCAUGCGUGAUCAUGGUUUCCAGGAUAUGUUCUGAUCCUGAAAUUAUCACCGCUUUUGCUUCUCAAAAUUGCGUCAAUCUGCCUGGAUCGCAGAAGCUAGCAGCAACUCUUGCAGCUUCCGUCCGCGUUUCCGAUGAUCUGGACGAGAUCGGCGGGGUUGUUGUCUCGACCACCCCCUUAAACUCAAGGGAUGCUACUCCAUGUGCCGUUGAGGAUGCAUCCAUGGUCACCCACACUCCUAUGAAAUGGAUUUGUGUCAAAUCUAUUGACGGCGGCUCCUCCCAUGUUCCAUCCACAGCAUCAAGAAAUCUGCUUCCUACAUUUGACAAGAAUAUCACUAAGGAGCAUACUGAUCCAAGUGGCAUGGACAUUUGAGUCCAUCGUAUCUUGCUACAAUAUGAAGCUCUAUUAAAUAAAGAUAGUUCUCAAUCCUUGGCGUUGAAUAAAGAGCUUUGCCCUUUUAUUUUUUCGUUCCUUGUAUGAUGCCACUACACCUUUCGCUUGAUGGAAGCGUGUCUAUUGCUUUUUAUUAUGUUUUAUUGUGUUUUAUUUAAUCUUAUUUAGAGUAAUGCUUUCGGGUCUCUGUAUGAACUUUCACCACAAUUCGUGGAAAACUAACUCAUAUCAACUCAGACUAGCUAUCUGUUUAACGUUAUCGCUGCUUGAGCCGUGUUGGCCUAUAAUAUUAAUAGUUGACAUC